AUGGCGGACGUGGACUCUGGCCCUGUGCCAAAUCACCAACCCGCGGCCGGUGCCGAGAACCCCCCAGUUGAUACUCCCGAAGCUCCCCCAGUCUUAGACACGGUAAAGCCCGGCGAAUCCGAGAAUGCGGGGCGAGAGGAAAUACUAGGAGAAGAAGAAUCUACUCAGGUGGCGCAACAAGAGCAACAAGAGGAGGAGCAGAGCCUCGAAGAAGAGGAGACCAAGCCGGAUGUUCCGCCGAAAGAUACAGAGGAAAACGAGAUAGCAGAGGAGCAACCUACAACAGAACAAGCUCCACCAGAAAUCAAUGAGCCUGAGCCUGAGCCCGAACAGCAUGAUGGCCGUGAAAUUGAUCCCCGGCCACGGUCCGACUCGCGAUCCACAACAGCGACAUUUGCGACGCAACGGGGUAGUGGUGGUGUAGUGAGCUCAACCGUCUUCAUAAUCACGGCUCUCGAUACCAUUGCGACUUCACGGGAGGCCCGGAGGACAAAAGAGCUUGAAGAUGCGGUUCAGGUCGCUUUGAACAAUGUCAGAUCGGAUCGGCAAGCAAUUGACCCCGAGCUCAUCUUCCGCCCUCUUCACUUGGCAAGCAAGUCGCUCAGUGUCCCGCUCCAGGUAACUGCGCUGGAUUGCAUUGGAAAGCUCAUUACAUACUCUUACUUUGCCUUUCCGUCUGCCGAAUCACUGAAUGAGUCCACUCCGAACCAGCCACCCCUGAUCGAGCGUGCCAUCGAUGCCAUCUGCGACUGUUUUGAGAAUGAAGCGACCCCCAAUGAAAUACAGCAGCAGAUUAUCAAGUCGCUGCUGGCGGCGGUUUUGAAUGACAAGAUUGUGGUGCACGGAGCGGGUCUCUUGAAGGCAGUCCGCCAGAUCUACAAUAUUUUCAUAUACUCCAAGUCGAGUCAGAACCAGCAGAUUGCCCAGGGUUCCCUGACUCAAAUGGUGAGCACCGUCUUUGACCGUGUUCGUGUACGUCUUGAUUUAAAAGAGCUGCGAACUCGCGAUGUCGACAGAUCGGCGUCUCGCCUAGAUGCUCCAGGCAGCGAUCAAGGACAGUUGUCGGAGGCUGCCUCUAUAUCGGUUGCGGAUCAGUCGGUGACAGACCAGCCAGAGGUCAAGGAGCCCGCAGAGAAGCUCACGCUCCAGAGCUUCGAAUCCUCGAAAGAAAUGACUUCAUUGCAUGAUAAUGCACCAACAACGGUGACUCGGGCCAAGGGGAACACGAUCUUCCAAGAAAAAGACGAAGAUAACUCGGCCGAGGAUGAAGUGGAUGAGGUUUACGUUAAGGACGCUUUCCUUGUUUUCCGUGCUCUUUGUAAAUUGAGCCACAAGGUUCUCGGUCAUGAUCAACAGCAGGAUCUCAAGUCUCAAAACAUGCGAUCUAAGCUCCUUUCGUUGCAUCUUGUUCACUACCUGAUCAAUAAUCAUAUUGCCACCUUUACCUCACCUCUUGCUGCAAUCAAGAACAGUUCGUCUAGCACGGAAAGCAUGACACUGCUUCAAGCUGUGCGGCCACAUCUUUGCCUGAGCUUGAGUCGCAAUGGAUCCAGCUCUGUCCCACAUGUGUUCAAGGUCUGCUGUGAGAUUUUCUGGUUAAUGCUGAUUCACAUGCGAGUUAUGAUGAAGAAGGAGCUUGAGGUGUUCUUGAAGGAGAUUUAUCUCGCAAUUCUUGAAAAACGAGCAGCUCCUGCCUUCCAAAAACAGUAUUUCAUGGAGUUCCUGGAGAGGCUGGGCGGCGACCCUCGUGCCCUGGUCGAGAUCUACCUUAAUUACGAUUGUGACCGCACUGCACUGGAGAACAUCUUCCAGAAUAUCAUUGAACAACUGUCACGAUAUGCGAGUGUCCCGACGGUAGCAACUGCUGCUCAGCAGCAGCAGUACUUGGAGCUUCACGUCAAGAUGACUAGUGUUGGAAGCGAGUGGCACCAGCGAGGAACUCUCCCUCCAUCUCUCACUUCCUCCAAUAUCGCUCCGAUCCCUCCGCCUGCUAUUCCCAUCCCACCCGAGUUCACUCUCAAAACACAAGCUUUAGACUGUUUGGUGGAAAUCCUGCGAUCACUGAUUAAUUGGAGCACACAACGACCGGACGACCAAACCCAGGAUCCGGCGAUCCCCACAAAGUCAAUGGAUAACUCUCGCGAAUCCCUAGACACCAGCGUACUCCCUUCUCCAAGGCCUGAUAUUGCUGCAACGGAGGGAAGUGCCACUGGUCGAUCUACUCCUGUACCUGAAGACGAUCCUAGCCAGAUAGAAAAGGUUAAGCAGCGGAAGAUUGCACUCAUGAACGCUGUCCAGCAGUUCAACUUCAAGCCUAAGCGUGGUAUCAAGAUGUUCCUCCAGGAGGGUUUUAUUCCGUCGAAUUCUCCUGAGGAUAUUGCGACUUUCUUGUUGCGCAAUGAUCGUCUUGACAAAGCCCAACUAGGCGAGUUCCUAGGUGAAGGCGAUCCCGAGAACAUUGCAAUCAUGCAUCAAUUUGUGGACAAAAUGGAUUUCACGAAGCGACGCUUCGUGGACGCUCUUCGAAUGUUCCUUCAGGCAUUCCGUCUGCCUGGUGAGGCUCAGAAGAUCGAUCGGUUCAUGCUGAAGUUCGCGGAAAGAUACACAACCCAGAAUCCCAACGCUUUCGCUAAUGCUGACACUGCCUACGUCCUGUCCUACUCGGUCAUCAUGCUUAAUGUUGAUCAGCAUAGCUCAAAGAUCAAGGCACGUAUGACCCGGGAAGACUUCAUCAAAAACAACCGUGGCAUCAAUGACAACCAGGAUCUUCCUGCUGAGUAUCUCACUGCAAUUUACGACGAGAUUGCGAACAACGAAAUCGUCCUUGACACUGAGCGUGAGCACGCUGCAAACAUGGGUAUCGCCACAACUUCUGCUCCUACUGGUUUGGCUACUCGGGCUGGGCAGGUCUUUGCCACUGUUGGACGGGACAUCCAGGGUGAAAAAUAUACCCAGGCUUCUGAGGAGAUGGCAAACAAAACUGAGCAGUUGUACCGCUCCCUUAUCCGGGCUCAGCGCAAAACGGCAGUCCGCGAGGCUCUUUCUCGUUUCAUCCCUGCGACGUCAGUUCGACACGUGGGAUCGAUGUUUAAUGUUACCUGGAUGUCAUUCCUAUCGGGUCUGUCUGCGCCAAUGCAAGACACCCAGAAUCUUCAAACUAUUCGCAUCUGUAUGGAAGGUCUGAAGCUAUCCAUCCGAACCAGUUGUGCCUUUGAACUUGAGACUCCUCGGGUGGCUUUCGUCACAGCUCUGGCCAAAUUCACCAAUCUUGGGAACUUGAGAGAAAUGGCCCCAAGAAAUUUAGAGGCCUUGAAAGCUUUACUAGAUGUUGCCCUCACUGAGGGUAACCACCUCCGGAGCUCAUGGCGUGAAAUUUUAACCUGUGUCAGUCAACUCGAUAGGUUGCAGUUGCUGAGCGAUGGAGUCGAUGAAGGCUCACUCCCUGAUGUCUCUAGAGCGCACUCUACCAUCGACUCUCCACGUAGGUCAAUGCAGAGUACUCGCAGUAAGCGCACUCGUUCUGUGAAUGGCCCAACAGCCUUCCGGUCGGAGAUUGCUAUGGAAAGCCGAUCGGCAGACACUGUCCGCAGUGUGGAUCGCAUAUUCACCAAUACUGCAAACCUUUCUCACGAAGCUAUCAUUGACUUUGUGCGUGCGCUCAGCGAAGUCAGCUGGCAGGAGAUUCAGUCAUCUGGCCACAGUGAAUCCCCUCGGACGUACAGUUUGCAAAAGUUGGUUGAUAUUGGCUACUAUAACAUGACUCGUGUCAGGAUAGAGUGGUCGAAGAUCUGGGAGGUCCUAGGUCAACAUUUCAACCAGGUUGGUUGUCACACCAACACUACAGUUGUUUUCUUUGCUUUGGACUCUCUCAGACAGCUCUCAAUGCGCUUCAUGGAAAUUGGCGAAUUGCCUGGUUUCAAGUUCCAGAAGGACUUCCUCAAGCCAUUUGAGCAUGUCAUGGCAAACAGCACCACGGCUUCUGUUAAGGACAUGAUUCUGCGGUGUCUAAUUCAAAUGAUCCAAACGCGAGGUGACAAGAUUCGAUCUGGCUGGAAGACCAUGUUCGGUGUUUUCACUGUGGCCGCACGCGAGCCAUACGAGGGCAUUGUGAACAUGGCGUUCGAUCAUGUAACUCAAAUUUACAAUACCCGAUUCGGCGUUGUGAUUACUCAGGGUGCAUUCGCAGAUCUAAUUGUGUGCUUGACCGAAUUCUCCAAGAAUUCCAAGUUCCAAAAGAAAUCUUUGCAGGCCAUCGAGACCCUUAAGUCCACUGUCAUGAAGAUGUUGCGAACCCCAGAGGGGACAAACCUUGCUAAACAGCUUACGCGACAGUCUCAAGAAGAGCAAUUCUGGUAUCCAAUCUUGAUUGCCUUCCAGGAUGUCCUGAUGACAGGCGACGACCUGGAGGUUCGAUCUCGUGCUCUCACAUACCUCUUCGAGACCCUGAUCCGCCAUGGUGGAGAUUUCCCUCGAGACUUCUGGGAUGUCCUUUGGCGACAGCUCCUCUGCCCGAUCUUUGUGGUUCUCCAGUCCAAGUCAGAGAUGUCGAAAGUUCCCAACCACGAGGACCUUUCUGUUUGGCUAUCAACCACAAUGAUUCAAGCCCUGCGGAACAUGAUCACUCUGUUCACGCACUACUUCGAUGCGUUGGAGUACAUGCUGGGUCGCUUUUUGGAAUUGCUUACUCUCUGCAUUUGCCAAGAAAAUGACACGAUCGCACGAAUUGGGAGUAACUGCUUGCAACAGUUGAUCUUGCAGAACGUCGCCAAGUUCCGCGAGGAGCAUUGGACUCUGAUCGUCGGGGCUUUCGUCGAACUCUUUGACAAGACUACUGCCUAUGAAUUGUUCACAGCAGCGGCCUCUAUGACCAAAAUGACGGAGACCCCAACCAAUGGCGAUAUCCGGGCCUCCGAGACAGCUGUUGCGGCAUCGGGCGAUGUUCCAGAUGCCCUCCAAGCUAAUGGAUCACAAAGCACUGCUUCACUCCAGGAGAACGGUGAUCCACCUGUUCAAAGCGAAGCUCGUGCUGAGCUAGUUGAGGACUACCGACCUCAAAUCGAGGCACAGCAACAGCCGGCUGCGGUUACUGUCACCCGACGCCGCUUCUUCAAUCGUAUCAUCACGAACUGCGUUUUGCAGCUCCUGAUGAUUGAAACGGUUCAUGAACUCUUCUCGAACGAAACUGUGUAUGAGAAGAUCCCCAGUCACGAGCUUCUUCGCCUGAUGGGCUUGCUUAAGAAGAGUUACCAAUUCGCCAAGAAGUUCAACGAAGACAAAGAUUUGCGCAUGCAAUUAUGGCGUCAGGGUUUCAUGAAGCAACCUCCUAACUUGCUUAAGCAGGAGAGUGGCAGUGCCGCUACCUACGUUCAUAUCCUCUUCAGAAUGUACCACGACGAGCGAGAAGAGCGUAAGAGCAGCCGUGCUCAGACCGAGGCAGCUCUGAUUCCUCUCUGCGCAGACAUCAUUCGAAGCUUUGUCCGCCUAGACGAAGAAACACAGCACCGCAACAUCGUUGCUUGGCGCCCGGUUGUUCUUCCCCAGGAUGGGUUUGAGAAGCACAUUGAGACUUUCUACCCCUUAGUGGUCGAACUUCUCAGCCGCGAUCUCAACCCCGAGAUCCGCGUGUCCAUGCAGGGUCUGUUGCGUCGUAUUGGCGAGGUUCGCUUGGGUGUGGCUCCACCCAACCCGCUCGAUGCACCCAUCAGCCCUGGCAGCUCCGUCUCGCAGAAGGCCCCGAAUGAAAAUUAA
Messenger RNA from Penicillium chermesinum, 5748 nucleotides. RefSeq names its product Arf family guanine nucleotide exchange factor SEC7. Gene Ontology annotation, molecular function: guanyl-nucleotide exchange factor activity. The coding region runs from base 1 to 5748 and encodes 1915 amino acids. The transcript has 6 exons. Lineage: Eukaryota; Fungi; Ascomycota; Eurotiomycetes; Eurotiales; Aspergillaceae. The record is from RefSeq and is a predicted model, not a curated record. Gene Ontology annotation, biological process: regulation of ARF protein signal transduction.